Molecule: messenger RNA, 1488 nt
Organism: Maudiozyma saulgeensis
Lineage: Eukaryota; Fungi; Ascomycota; Saccharomycetes; Saccharomycetales; Saccharomycetaceae
Source: the annotation of a GenBank genome assembly
AUGACUGUAACUACAGAGGUAAAACACAAUGUAUUUUCUAAUGAUAUUAUUUUGAAAGAAAUUAGAAGUGCACUGAUGCCAAAACAACAAUUUAAAUCUAUUUCCCAGGAUUUUAGAAAGGAGUUAACUCAAAUGCUAAAUAAGUCAUCUGAUUCCAUGUUACCCUCGAGCUUAAAUAUUUUAAGAUUGUACAAGGACAACAAUGACCUAUUACAUCCUUAUAAUCACAACAAGAUUCUAGCAAUAGAUUUUGGCGGCACAACCUUGAAGAUUGCUGUUAUCAAGACAUACCCAACGUUAUGUAUAGAUUAUCUACACACUUUGAAUAUCCAGGAAAGGUAUGUUGAUUCUCUGUUCUUUGAAAAAAUUAUUCAAGCUAUGAUCGACGAAAUGAAGGAUAAAUUUUUUGAUUUCUUUUAUGAUAACGAUCUUAUUGAUAAUAAGAUUUUAAAUAUACCUGUCUCGAUUACUUUUAGUUUCCCCUUAAAUUCGAAAUUUGAAAUUACUUCAAUGGGGAAAGGUUAUACCUUAAGUGAUGAAAUUAAAAAUAUUAAUUUUUUAACAUUUCUUCAAAAGACAUUCAAUAAAGUUUGUUCACAAAAUAGUAUUAAAGAUACUUUUGCCUUUACUAUUAAAGAUAAUUUAAUUAUUAAUGACUCCAUUGCAGUGCAUCUAACAAACACUUACAUUAAACAAUUCCCUACUGUUACAUUUUUCACAGAUUCAUACCCUUCUAUCCCUGCAUCUUCAUCUAGCACACUUGCUAACUCGCAUGGUAAUUCCAUAUCUUUUAUCUUGGGUACGGGGACAAAUUCCAGUUUUGAAUUACCAUUUAAAAGAUUACCAGAAUUUAAACGUCUUGAGUUAAUGAAGACUAAAAAUAAUGCACCAUUUGAAGAUGAUACUACAGUGGUAAUAAAUGCAGAGAUGGGGUUCUUAGGAGAAAGUUGUAUUACAUUGACCCAGUUUGAUUACCUUCCACCUGGAAGUGCUAAACCAAUGCCAUUGGAAUAUAUUUCAUCAGGUAGAUAUAUUCCUUCCAUUUUAAUAAAUAUUCUUAACAAAUACCCUGCUUUAGAACCAACGUUGGCUGGAAUGACUGAGUUAGAUAAGAUAAUCGAUGGUGCUGUUUUUGGAAAAUUAGCCAACAUUCAAGAUAAUUUUGAUUUGGAUGAAUUAACAUCUCAAUUACAAAACAAACAUGGAAUUAAGACACCUUUACAUUUAUUACCUUUAUCAAGAGUUGCCAAGAUAAUCGUUCAAAGAGCAUCGAUUUACUUAGUCGCAGCACUUCUUGAGAUUGACUCAUUAGUGAGUGAGCAUAAAGUAAGUCCUUACCAUAAGAUCAGUAUCGGUUACGUCGGAUCAACAUUGGCUUACUCGAAGUAUUAUCAAGACCAAAUAGAAAAAGUAUCGAAUGGAAGAAUUAAUCUCGUUUUGCUCCAAGAUAGUAGUUUAUUUGGUGCAGCAAUUUCCACAUUAUUAUAG